Gadus chalcogrammus (walleye pollock) is the source of this 3899-nucleotide messenger RNA. It is a transcript of the gene cyth4b, whose product is annotated as cytohesin 4b. Bases 517 to 1710 code for a protein of 397 amino acids. Gene Ontology annotation, biological process: regulation of ARF protein signal transduction. The transcript is spliced from 13 exons. Gene Ontology annotation, molecular function: guanyl-nucleotide exchange factor activity. The record is from RefSeq and is a predicted model, not a curated record. Lineage: Eukaryota; Metazoa; Chordata; Actinopteri; Gadiformes; Gadidae.
GAGGGUAAGGGGAAAAAACCCUUUACCUCUUCUUUAUCUGUGGUUGCUGCCCUUACCAAGUGCCAACCAGCCUCUUGCAGGUGUAAACCACGGACAGAAUAUUGUGUCCACGUAGGGAAGAUGUGCGAUGUUACUGGACGGUCACUAGGUGGCGUCUCGCAGGGAAACGAACUUAACAUUUUCACACAACGAACAUCCCACCGACGACUUGAACGGGUAAUACUGUAUAAACUUUAUCAGGUUCCUUUAUAAGGAACAAGCGUUGUACGCUUUUAUAACGCACUCAUCAACGGCACACGUGCACACAUGUAUAUAUUGAAAACAGUUAACAUGCUUCAGGUCAGGUUUGCAUUUGCUUAAAGAGGAACUGAAAUGAGAAAGAUGUGUGAGAAGCAGAGGGCGGAAGGGCGGCCGUGCGCGUCAGCCCCUGGUGAGGUAUCGAGAUACAACGACGACGUUCGUUCCCUUUAGCAGGGUGGAUUGUAUGGUCAAGUGUUCAUCUGCUCUUGGACUUCAAUGACCGAUUCCAAAAUGGUGCCAUCGGACUUCACGGCAGUUGAGAAGAUAGAGAUGGAGAGCAUGAGAAUCUACAAGAAAGAUCUACUUGAGGACAUCCAGAAGCUAAAGUCAGAGAUAGACAACGUCAUGGCAGACAUCCUCAGCUUUGAGUCGUCAGAGGAGAGCAGGACUAUCGAGAAAGGAAAGAAGUUCUCCAACGGAAAGAAGAAGUUCAACAUGGACCCCAAAAAGGGAAUUAACUACAUGUUGGGCUGCCAGCUCCUGGAACCCGGAGCCAAAUCUAUCGCUGAGUUCCUCUACAGGGAGGAGGGGCUCAACAAGACCGCCAUCGGGGAGUUCCUGGGAGAAAGGGAGGAGCUCCACCUGCAGACCCUGAAGGCCUUCGUGGAGCUCCACCAGUUCUCCAACCUCAACCUGGUGCAAGCGCUCAGACAGUUCCUGUGGAGUUUCCGCCUGCCCGGUGAGGCCCAGAAGAUCGACCGCAUGAUGGAGGCCUUCGCCACGCGCUACUGCAACUGCAACGCUCCUGUCUUCCAGUCUACUGACACGUGCUACAUCCUGUCCUUCGCCAUCAUCAUGCUGAACACCAGCCUCCACAAUCCCAACGUCAAGGACAAGACCACGCUAGAGCGCUUCAUCUCCAUGAACCGGGGGAUCAACAACGGAGGGGACCUGCCUGUCCCACUGCUCACGAAACUGUAUGACAGCAUACGCAACGAGCCCUUCAAGAUCCCAGAAGACGAUGGCAAUGACCUCACUCACACCUUCUUCAACCCUGACCGCGAGGGCUGGCUUCUCAAGCUCGGAGGCCGCGUUAAGACGUGGAAGAGACGCUGGUUCAUCCUGACUGACAACUGCCUGUACUACUUUGAGUACACCGCUGAUAAAGAGCCCAGAGGCAUCAUUCCAUUGGAGAACCUGUGUGUCAAAGAAGUUCACUAUCCUCGCAAGCCUUACUGCCUGGAGAUGACCAACCCCAACAGCCGGGGCCAGAGGAUCAAGGCCUGCAAGACGGAGACGGACGGCCGGGUGGUUGAGGGGAAGCACCAGUCCUACACAAUCUGUGCUGCCAGCGCAGACGAGAGGGACUCCUGGAUAGAGGCCAUCAGAGCGAGCAUCACCAGGGAUCCCUUCUACGACCUGGUCUCCCUGCGCAAAAAGAAGAUCAUCAACCAAGGCAACCAAGACUGAGUGAAACCAGCGCCCCUGUGUGGAGGACAGGUGACACAGCGUAGCCCUCAAGGAGGAGGACUAACACGUACUCAGAGUGUAGACACUAGACAGGGCCCAGGAGGUGGACGGACCAGGUCAAUGGACGGAUGCUAUCUCUUGGUUCCCCAUAUUUGAGCGUGGACAGACUUAGCGUCACCGUCGACAACGUUCGAUUCUAUCUUCCCCAGGUGAUUUCAUCGUGGAAUUAGGAUGUGAUGCGCAGACAGAUUUAGGACAAAGACAACCAUUAUAGUCUAUUCUGUCGAGGGGAGAAACCUGUGUUUCAAUUUGCACUUACUCUGUAAUGGCUUACUUGACUAGACAAGCAUCUGGCCUCCUCUGGGGUGGUGUGUGACUAAACUAGAAAUAGACACACAGUCUCUCAGAUUGCUUCUGGAAACAAUCCGUCAAGGACCCAGAACAGACAGACAGACGGUUUCAAAUCAGUUCUGUUUAUGUCCCCUUCUUCUUGUUCUUCUACCCUUGUGAUAAAUGCAUUUAAUCAGUCGCUCACAAUUGUUGCUGGAGAUUCUAUGCGUUUCUCGAGUACAGUAACUUUGGAGGUUGGAAUUAAUUUACCUUCUCUGGAUCAUUACAGUGAAGGUGUGAAGUGAAAUGUAUUAUUGUUAUGACAACAGAGCUACUAGUAGUAAGACCAUGUGAUUCAGGUUUUUGCAUGAAUACAUGAUCAGAUGAUUGACUGAACUCUUUAAAGUGGUGAUAUUAUGCCACCAGGUGUAAGUGUGAUUAGCCAUUAAAAAACGUUAUUGUCAUGUCGCUAAAACAUCCGAAAGGGACGAUUUUUAAAUGGCUUGUAUUGGCUUAUCACACUCAAGCUUGUUGGCAUAAUACCACCCCUUUAAUUAGUAGACUUACAGCUUACUUAAUUGAAUAAGGUUGCAUUAUAAUUAUACUAAUUUUGUUUUGCACACUAGCUUAUAAACUUGUUUAUAACCAAUCAUAGCAAAUUAAGCAAUGUAAGCUUAUAAACCGCUUGUAAACUAUUGUUAGCUUUCAAAGCUUUCAAACAUACUAACAUUAUCUAGAUCCUCUUUUAGUUUUAAAUAAAUUGUACUCUGGGUAUACAGCAGACAUAUGCCUACACACUGAAACCAUUACCUUAUCACAGCCAUCUCAUACUUCCUCUUCACGAAAACUCCCACCAAAAACAGACACAAAAACAUGCAUGGGGUUGUUAUGUGUCCACCUAUUUGAUGUACAUUGUACUGUAUAUAUGGACGUGUAUGUAAAUGUUAAAACAAAUGUAUAAAUGUUUUUAAUGGUGUAUAAAAUGAAUGGGGAUGGGGAUCUCGGGAAACCUGCAAACAAAUUAGUUAACGGAAAAUAGGAAUUUGAAUAGCUUGAAUUUGCUGUGUAUUGUGUUUUUAUACAGUUUUGAUGUUGUAACCUGACUAGGAAAUUUGCAAAGCUAGUAAUAAAUUUCAUAUUUAUUUUGAUAUAUUUUUGACAAAACAUUUCAAUAACUUUUAGGUUAUUAGAUAGAAUCAUAUCAUAAACAAAUGCAUCUGUGUUGCUGCGCAUGUGAUCACUAAGGUAAACAGUGACGUGCAACACAUCACCGCAUGCAAGGGCUACGCUCUUGUCAUAUUUGCACAAGUAUAAUGUGCUACGUGGAACUAACGCCUGUGGUCACAUCAGUAGAGUAAAAUUAGUCUGUGCAUGGGUGCGCCUACGGCCCUUCUUCCUCCUGAUACUUUGACUUCCUGUUUCGGUGUUGUGACAGAAAGUUCUCCACCCAAACCAACACAAGGUUUGCUGUCAUCUCUUGGUGCGAUCAGUAUGCAGAGAGAAAUUUAAAAGAGAUGCUAAUCAGAAGCUCUUCCUCAACAGUUCUGGUGUUGUCCUCUUUUAACUCGGCCGGUUCGCUCAUGAACCAACACACACUAGACUAGAGUGAUGGGUGGCUAAUUAUAGAGAUGAUGGAUGUAUGAGCAGAACGAUAAGGAUAAAACCGAAGUGCAGUGGUUGGUUCUCAAAGUGUUGGGGGCGCCCUCUUCAGGGCUGUGAAUGAGCCUUACAGGGGGCCAGGGUUGGUUAUGGUUGAACAAAAUGAUAAUCGCUAGGAAAAAGGAGUUAAAUGUUGCGUGAUAAAACAAUACCCAAACAACCUUUUACUAGAAAUCCCCCUGUGUUGUUUAACCAGAAAA